Messenger RNA from Strongylocentrotus purpuratus (purple sea urchin), 2232 nucleotides. Its product is annotated as splicing factor 45-like. The record is from RefSeq and is a predicted model, not a curated record. NCBI's taxonomy places the organism in Eukaryota, Metazoa, Echinodermata, Echinoidea, Camarodonta, Strongylocentrotidae. Gene Ontology annotation, cellular component: precatalytic spliceosome. The transcript is spliced from 12 exons. Bases 133 to 1746 code for a protein of 537 amino acids. Gene Ontology annotation, biological process: mRNA cis splicing, via spliceosome; alternative mRNA splicing, via spliceosome. Gene Ontology annotation, molecular function: RNA binding.
UUCUGUUAUUUACCAUUCAUAUCUAUAUUAAACUUUUCUAACCACUGGUGUACGCAACCACAUAUAUUUACAGAUAUUGACAUUCCGCCACAUCAAGAUUGAUGAGGAAGUCUGCAGAUCUGUUCGUAUACAAUGUCGCUCUAUGAUGGAUUGGGAGUGGAUACAGGACCAUCAAAGAAGGACAGCUCUGCUGGUGACAAAAAGGGCGAUGUGUCUGGAUGGUCAGCGGGUAUCAAGAUGAUGCAGUCGCAUCUUCGCAUGAAGAAAGCUGCUCUAACUGAAGCCCAGCGCAAGAUGAAACAGCCAUCCGGCCGUCCAGUCCUUGACCCCAAGAAAGUACCAGCACCUGGUCUUGGUUCUAGUACUGCACCAGCAAGUAGUUCCAGGUCAAGUGGGGAUGUAAGCGGAAGGGAUGUAGGAGGAAGGGAUAUCGGUGGAAGGGAUGUAGGAGAAAGGGAUGUUGGUGGAAGGGAUAUCGGUGGAAGAGAUGUUGGUGGAAGUUCUGGACUAUUGGAUGAUCAUCCCAGGUUCAGACCAUCAAAUCUACCACCACCGUCAAGACCAUCAUCUUCAUCUUCACCAAGAUUGGCUCCUUAUUUGCCAUCAAGUAGCCUUGGUUCAGAUGGUGAAAAUGAGUAUGAUCCAGCUUAUCCAAAUGAAUAUGAGAAGGUUGCAAAGAAAUUACGAGAGAAGAGGGAAAGGGAGAGGGAUGAGCAAGAUAAAAGAGAACGAGAAGAAAGGAGGAGACGUCGUGAAAAAGAUCGUGAACGAGACCGAGAAAAGGACCGUGACCGCGAUAGGGAACGCCGUGAUCGUGACCGCGAUCGAGAAAGAGAUCGAGAAAGGGAACCACAAGGAUUUUCCAGACGUCCAGUCAUGGAGGAUGAUGAGGAUGACAGGGACAGAGAGAGGAGAAGAAACACUGCACAACGAGCUGCUAUUGCCCCUCCUUCCUCACUGAUCAAUGAAGAUUCCCAGUCUAAAGAUGAUGGAUUUGCAGCUCCUCUACCCCCUGCAAGAGAUAGGCCUUAUGCAGACAUGAAGAGAAAGAACCACGACCAUGAUGAUCUUGAGGGUGCUAAGACACCCCCUAGGAUCAGUGAAUUUGCCCCGCCUCAAGAGCAGAAUACAUUUGUCAAGCCUCCGACACCGAAAGCAAACUUUCAGGUCCCAGUAGGGCUGGGUGUUGACUCAGUGGCAAUGAAAAUCAUGGCUAAGUAUGGCUUCAAGGAAGGAGCAGGGUUAGGCAAGUCAGAACAGGGAAUCAGUACAGCAUUACAGGUGGAGAAGACAAGUAGGAGAGGAGGAAAGAUCAUCAAUAAAGACAAGGAAAUACAAGAGCAAGUUGUAAUGCCACCUCCGCCAAUGCCUCCUCCAGCAUUCCCACCACCUGCAUUUCCACCAGCAGCCCCAAAGACAGGACCAGCACCCAUCACAGAUGUUCUCAGGAAUCCUACCAAGAUCCUUCUUCUUACGAAUAUGGUAGGUCCCGGUGAGGUAGAUGAUGAUCUACAGCCAGAGACAGCCGAGGAAUGUUCCAAGUAUGGAGAGGUUGUCAAGGUCCUCAUCUAUGAAGAUCCCCUCAAAGUUGCCACUGAAGCUGUAAGGAUAUUUGUAGAAUUCACACGGGUGGAAGCAGCAGUAAAAGCUGUGGUGGAUUUGAAUGGCCGUUUCUUUGGCGGUAGGAUUGUGAAGGGAUCCUUCUACGAUCCACAAAAGUUUGGGAAGUUUGAACUCACAGCAUGAGCCUGUUGAAAUGAUGAAGAAACAGCGGGACCAGUGACGGUCAAGAAUUCCAAAGCAUCUUCCGCAAGUGGGACUGCCCAUCAAGUCUAUGCUACCUAUUAACACAUCCCCCUUUUGGGACUGCUUUCAGAUCAUGCGUUUUAUUUCCUAGUCAAAAUAUGUGAUCUUUAGUGGAUGAUAUACAUGUACAACACCAUUUUAAAGAGAUUCCAUGGUAAUGGGAUGGUUGAUUGGACCAUCUUACAGCUGUGUUGCAUUUGCUUAGCAGAGUUUGAAACCAAAAAAAUGUCUUAUAAAUAAAAGAGUUUUUAGGCCAUAAUAACUAGUUGUAAAAUAGUGAAACAGAAAGCCAUUUCAGUCUAGAAAUUUUUAGAACCUAAAAUUUCUAUGAACGGUUAAUUUUAGACCACAAAAUGUGUGAAUUUAGCCAAUACGAUCAUACCAAUACAGCUCCACUUUCAAAAAAACACGGCGACCGUUAAUUAA